UUGGGACAAUCAGUUGGUGCUUUGUAUUGUGUGGGUUGGUGAUGUUCGUCUGAAAUUAAAUUAAUUUAUUUCAAUUCCGAUGCCCGUUCUGAGUUGAUCUCUUGUGCCAAGUUGGAAGCCGGGAAAUCGUGAAAUCGCGUGAAAAGGUGAAAGUGCCAGAGUGGGUGAAAUGGCAGUGUAUUUUAUAGCUAAAAAUCGACUGAUCAAAGCAGCGAAUUUCCAGCCUAUUCCUAACAAAUGGUCACCGCGAUGGACGGCAAUUGUGCGUCGGUCGACGUCGGCGAAGCAGCCGGCGCAACCAUCAGAUGGAGGCGGCGGCGGAGGCGGCAGUUCGCGUGGAAAAGGUAAAUUGAGUAAAAUAAAGAGGAAGCUCCACAGGGGUUGGAGCUGGAAGGCGGGAGCAGGUUGGACAAUAUUGUCAGUGUUGGAUUGGUGGUUGUUAGCAGCUGGAGGUUGGAUGACAUGGCACGGCGUUCUGUUGCGCUGGGCUCCAAUGGGACUUUGCCUGGCGGCAGCUAUUCAAUGGCAUCUGCACAAUAAGGAACUGGCUAGGAGGGGAUUACCCCGGACAGCGUCUCAGUGGCAGACAAAUGUUUACUGCUCCCUGCCAUUGAGAAUCUUCAGUCGAUGUUGGGGUUGGAUGGCAGAACGAAGAAUUCCCAUCCCACUCCGUCCAGCCAUCUAUGGUGCCUAUUCCACGACCUUUGGGGUCAAUCUCGACGAGGCAGAAGUGUCGGAUUUAAAGAACUACCGAAGUCUAUCGGAGUUCUUCACGCGUUCCCUCAAGCCUGAGUGCCGAGCAGUAGAUGCAAAGGCGUGCAUUGUAUCGCCGGCAGAUGGGACAGUUCUGUAUUUUGGACUGGCAACAGAUGCCCAAAUUGAGCAAGUGAAGGGUGUCUCGUACAGUCUUGAGGCAUUUUUGGGGCCACCGACGUGGCAUUAUGGGGAUGAUGCCAAGGGAUUUCCUGAGUGCUGUAAGCACCGACCAAGUGGACAGGAAACUGCAUUGUAUCAAUGCAUUAUCUACUUAGCACCUGGUGACUAUCAUCGCUUCCAUUCUCCCACCACGUGGCAGCCACAAGUGAGGAGACACUUUGCCGGUGAACUACUCUCAGUUAGUCCUAAGAUAGCUCAAUGGCUACCGGGAUUGUUCUGCCUGAACGAGAGAGCUCUCUACAUUGGACGGUGGCAACACGGAUUCUUCUCCUUUACCGCCGUCGGAGCGACAAAUGUGGGAUCCGUACAGAUCUACUUGGAUGAAAAGUUGAAGACAAAUCGAUGGAUUGGUCUUGAAGUGGGCACGCACAAGGGCAAUGAUUACGAUGAGCUGUCAUUGCCGGAGAAUACGAUGCUGCAGAAGGGUGAAUUAUUGGGACAAUUCAAUAUGGGCAGUACAAUUGUUCUGAUCUUCGAAGCACCGAAAGAUUUUGCAUUUGCCAUACAACCGGGACAGAAAAUCCGUGUUGGGGAGAAAUUGGGAUGCCUCGAGGAGGAGAGUGUGACUCUAGCUGUGGCCUCGUGAUGGUACGCCACAGUGUAUGAUAAAUUCCAAGAGUACAAUGGCAGUGACUGGACAUGUAGAAGUUUAGUCAGAAGAAUUGCGAUUUUCUUCAUUGAAGCAAAGUUUUCUUUAUAAGGUUAGUUGAUAUGUAGAUAGUUUUGUAAUAGGAAUUAAAAUUGUGAAUUUAUUAAGGUUAGACACUUGUGAAAAUCCUGUAAAGCUUUAUAGAAAAAUAAUUUUCCAAAUAUAAAGAUUUAUCGUUAAUGCCAA
This is a messenger RNA of Phlebotomus papatasi, 1771 nucleotides long. It is a transcript of the gene Pisd, whose product is annotated as phosphatidylserine decarboxylase proenzyme, mitochondrial. Gene Ontology annotation, molecular function: phosphatidylserine decarboxylase activity. The record is from RefSeq and is a predicted model, not a curated record. Gene Ontology annotation, biological process: phosphatidylethanolamine biosynthetic process. Gene Ontology annotation, cellular component: mitochondrion. The transcript is spliced from 5 exons. Bases 170 to 1522 code for a protein of 450 amino acids. Lineage: Eukaryota; Metazoa; Arthropoda; Insecta; Diptera; Psychodidae.